AUGGCAAAUGCAGGCUGGAACAAAGAUGCAAAAUAUGCACUGGGUUUGUAUAAGGGACUGAUCCGAAUAUUAGGAAUUUGGCCACUAGAUAAUCGCGGAAUAUUUUCCACUUUACGGAUUUUUAUUGUUGUGUCCAUUCAAAUCACUCUGGUAGCAAUUUUUCUUCGUGAUUGGAUUCUCAAAGGUAACUGUGGCGCUAUAACUGAAUUAGUUGAUGCCAUAAGCCUCAUUACAACCAGCCUCAUGGCUGUAUUGAAGAUACUCCUCCCCUGGAUCCACCGAGAGAGGGUUUCUUUCAUCGUCAACUCGGCUUUGCAAGACUGGUCGCACGUCGAAGGGAAAAAACCUCGGGAAAUAAUGCGGCAAUACGCCUCCAUAGGAAGACUUGUCUUCAUCGUGCAAAUGUUGGGAGCUUACAUGACGAUAAUUCCCCUCAUAUUGACGAGCCUCCCAAGAUUGGUAGAAGUUGGGCAUGUGGAUAACAGAAGCGUAUUUUUUCGAAAUAUACCGAUUGGGCCCAGAUGCUGGGUCUCCCUGGAAAUUUCGGAGCUGACUUACUAUUGUUAUUACAUCUUCGUAUGUAUACAUUUGUUCUUCCUGGCGACUGCUUACCUUGGAGGCGAUGUCUUUGCUUUUGGCCUCGCAAUGCAUCUGUGCGGACAAUUUCAGCUACUAUACAGGAGCUUGGACGAGCUCAAUGGUGAUGAGCCUGAAUCAACUCAGCGGGUGAAAAUCUCCACAUUUUCUAGGCGACACAAUCAACUUCUCAAACUGGCCAAUGACUUUGAAGCAGCAUUUCACAUGCUCAUCUUCUUAGAACUCGGGGCAAAUACAUUCAUCAUCUCUAUUUCAGAAAUUAUUUUACUCUUAGCCUGCAGAACCGGAGAUACCCAGACAAUAUCAGCGAUGGCAAUCAGAAUUUACCUGAUGUACAUCCAAAUAUUCAUGUACAGCUACAUAGGCGAGCAUUUGUCCACGCAAGCGGAGAAAUUACAAGUCGCUGUUUACAACAGUCCCUGGUACAGAAUGUCGUCAGCUAUCGUCAGAGAUAUGAAAUUCAUAAUGAUGCGAAAUAAUUAUCGCUUUUAUCUCACUGCGGGUAAAGUAUGGCACAUGGAUUACGGGAAUUUCAAAAAUAUCGUUAAAUCAAUGUUCUCAUAUUUUUCAAUACUUCGCUUGAUACUCAUCGACUGAACACAUAUUAUUGAUAAGUCGUGGACAUU
This is a messenger RNA of Diachasmimorpha longicaudata, 1223 nucleotides long. RefSeq lists its product as uncharacterized. Gene Ontology annotation, cellular component: plasma membrane. The record is from RefSeq and is a predicted model, not a curated record. Gene Ontology annotation, molecular function: odorant binding; olfactory receptor activity. Gene Ontology annotation, biological process: sensory perception of smell; detection of chemical stimulus involved in sensory perception of smell. The transcript has 3 exons. NCBI's taxonomy places the organism in Eukaryota, Metazoa, Arthropoda, Insecta, Hymenoptera, Braconidae. Bases 1 to 1194 code for a protein of 397 amino acids.